AUGACAGAUCCCAUUGAGCUUCCCUUGAUUGACCUGACCAGUUCAGAUCUCGACGCUGCUGGUAAAGCAAUGCUAGACGCGGCAGUCGGAUUUGGCUUUCUCUACAUCGAUAGUAGAACCACCGUUUUCUCGUCCACCGAUGUGGACCGAACUUUUGGAAUGGCUGAACAGUUCUUCAAGCUACCUCUCUCUGAUAAGGUACCAUAUCGAAGAGGAUCAGAUAACAGAAUAUCUGACCCAGGCGCCCUAAAUAGAGAGGAGAUUUCAAAGAGUGGGUUCAUCACUAAAGUUAUCGUUCAGGAAUCAGUGCUUAUAUGUCGGCAUAGGGCUCUGAACAUUGGCGAGCUUCAAGACGAGAAGAUCCAGCAACCCCUGCCUGAAUCUCUUAUGUCCCGCGAGGCAGACAUUGCUACCUUCAUAAGUCUCUGUAAUAAGACAUGCGACCAGAUCCUCAGACUCUUGGCACGUGGUCUUGAGGUCGCAGAUGAUUUUUUCGCUUCCCGACAUGACCCAGCCAAAGGCUCAACCGGGAACUCCCUGAGACUUCUAUACUACCCUGCAGCCGUGUCCUCCUACCGCCCUGAUAAAGAUAUCCGAGCAGGAGCUCAUUCGGAUUAUGGGAGUAUCACGCUACUAUUUCAACGGCCGGGACAGCCAGGCCUGGAGAUCUUAACCACCGAUCAAAAGUGGGCCCCGGUACCCGUGUAUCCAAGCGACAAGGCCGAUUUCCCAUUUCCCCCAAUUUUAGUCAACAUUGGUGAUAUGUUAAGUUACUGGACUGACGGGCUGCUCAAAUCGACAAUUCACCGAGUCGUAUUCCCCCAUGACAAGCAGUCCAUUGCGAAACCAACUCCCCAGGACCGCUAUAGUAUCGCCUUCUUCUGUCAACCUGUUGGAAGCACAGAGCUUGUACCAGUGCCUAGCAAGGUGAUCGCUGCUCACCGACACAAGAAGCAAGAUACAGAUCCUAACGCUAUUGUUGGUUAUGGGGGCGGUGCAAGUGGACUUAGCAUCGACCAGCAUCGGCUGACAGCCGGCGAACACUUGCAAUCCCGACUGGCCGCUACGUAUAUUACAACUAAAUGA
Messenger RNA from Penicillium cinerascens, 1086 nucleotides. RefSeq lists its product as uncharacterized. The coding region runs from base 1 to 1086 and encodes 361 amino acids. Lineage: Eukaryota; Fungi; Ascomycota; Eurotiomycetes; Eurotiales; Aspergillaceae. The transcript is spliced from 4 exons. The record is from RefSeq and is a predicted model, not a curated record.